GUUAAUGGCGUCAUCGCAGCGCGCCGGUGUUUUUGUUUCUUACAGGAAUGUGGGAUAUGGGAGGGUAAAUACGGAAUAAAAAACCGGUCUGAAUGAACAGAUCGCGGUCUUUCGGUAAGAUUGUUGUUGCGUUUGCGCAACAUUCACCCGUAAUGUUUGGAUUUCACUCGUAUGAUGAGGAAACCUAAAGUUUGGUGAUUCGGGUCUUUUUUAGCCUCUACAGUUCCCCCCUCCAGGUUUUAUGGAGCUAAACAUCAUGUUCUCAGUUAUUAAUAAAUUAUUUAUUCACUAAGAGGAGCUCCAGGUCUCAACAUCCACCAGCAAUGGUGCGGUCAUUGUUGUCCCUGAGUGCGCGGGAGGUGGUCAGUGAUCACUGCUUAUUGGCGCCGUGUUUGAGCUCCAUCCCGUGUGAGCUGUACAGGCCUCUGCUGGAUGCCGCAUUCGCACACUGUCGCCCGCUGGCCAUUGGAGAGCUGGUGCAGCGCUGGCCCGAGCGAACCCUCAGCAUCGGGCGGCAGAGAUCAAGUGACCAUGAGCCACCCAACCGCCUGUGUGUGUCGGCGCUGCUGCUCGCUGUGGUGAGGGGACUGACGGAUAAGAGGUGUUGUCUGCAGGUCCUGGACAUGUGCGGGCUGCAGUGCGAGGACGGCCGCUUGGAGGACUCGAUGGGCGGAUGGUCCCUCACUGUGGCUCUGUGCUCUAUGCUGCUGCAAGCCAGAAACAUCACCGCCGCCAUCAGGGGGUGCAGACGAGACAAGCAAGACAAAAAAAAAAGGGCGACGGGGACCGAGCGGGAUGGUGCGGUGAAACGAGACCGAGCCGGCCUGAAGAAGGAAGAGGUAGAGAAGAUGGAUUGUUCGGAAAAUGCAGCACGUGAACAGGACAGCACAAAGGGUGUGAGAAGGAAGAUGGAGCUGCAGAGGAGAACUGAAGCUGAGCCAGAGCAGGUUCACAGCAGAGAUGUUCUGGUGAAUGUCAGGGCCGAUCUUUUUGUGAACGCCCGUUCCUGGGAGCGAGUUCGUAGGGCCAUGUGCCUCUCCGGACCUCUGCGCCUUCACUGCCGCUUCCUGCGUGUGGAGGAGCUGCCUGCAUCCUCGAUUGUCUCCCUGCUGCACCUGAUACCCCAGGAGGAGCUCCUCGGCCUGGAUGUGCGCUACUCCAGCCUGGGGGUGUCAGGGUUAGCAUUGCUGUUACCCCAGUUAGCACCAUUUCCUCAACUCUGCUCGCUCCGACUGCAUUACUGCAACCUGGACAUGCUGCGCGCUCGGCCCGGCCAACAGGAGGCGCUGCAGGACCUGUCUAAAGGGCUUGGAGACUUGAAGAGUCUACGCAGGCUCAGUCUGACUGCUCUGCGUCUGCCAGGGCACCUCCGCCUGCUGCUCAGUUCUCUAUCUGAGCCGCUGGAGGCGCUGGAGCUGCCGUACCUCAGCCUGACCUCUGGUGACAUGGCAUACCUCUCACGCAGCCCUCACGCAUCCUCCCUCGCCGAGCUGGACUUGAGUGAGAACAGACUGGACGAGUCGUCUCUGCACUCCCUGCGUCACCUUCUCGACCAGGCUGAACUCUCUCUGACGCGCCUCUCUCUCUGCGGCUGCGGACUCUCGGAUGGCUCCCUGAGGGUGCUGCUGCCCUCCUUGGGGCAGUGCAAUGCUCUCCGUAGCCUUCGCUUGGCUCUGAAUCCGCUCUCCAGAGCGGCGUUAGUGGGGUUAGCGUGGGCUGCGGCAGGAAUCCACUCCCUGAAGCUCCUCCUCUACCCGAACCCACUGGAGGAGUACGAGCCUGGUCUGCCCUCCAUGCCUUCAAGUGCACAGCUCCUCGACUGGCCUUUGAUCGAGGACUCAGGGGCCAAAGAGCUCACUGUGGCGCAGCUGGACGAGGUUUUGAGGGCCAAAGGGCGAACGCAGGACCUUUUACUGACCUCCAACCUUUUGAAAUAUAGCACUGACCUAGAGAUGGAUGAUUAAUGGGUUACAGGGAUAGUUCUCCUUGAAAAAUGGCAUUGAAAACUUUAUUUAAGGAGGCUAAUAUAGCUAACAAGUAAUGGAAGCUUAUAGCUUCCAGUUUAGCACAACGAUUCCAGGCUUAUGUGCACACACUUUAUUGUUAUGUAUUUUUUGUUCACUUUUAAAUACCAUGUCAAAGUCUCAUGGAAUGCUAAAUUGGUAGCUUUAAGCUAAUAUAUUAGCCUCAUAUCUCCAUUGCUGAUCGAUAGCAAUAAACAUGCCUACAUUUGACUGCA
Silurus meridionalis is the source of this 2239-nucleotide messenger RNA. RefSeq names its product leucine-rich repeat-containing protein 14. Bases 324 to 1964 code for a protein of 546 amino acids. The transcript has 4 exons. The record is from RefSeq and is a predicted model, not a curated record. Lineage: Eukaryota; Metazoa; Chordata; Actinopteri; Siluriformes; Siluridae. Gene Ontology annotation, cellular component: cytoplasm.